AUUAUUAUUACCAUCAAAAGGUGUAGGUGUGCGUGUGCAAAGUAUGGCGUCAAGCACCUCGAAUGAUGAUGGUAAUAGUUUAGAUUUUGCAGAUAUUAAUUCAGAUGGUUCUGACUGGACUGAACAAUCUGAAUAUGAUAAAAGUGACGAAAAUGAUUUUUCCUGUGAUUACAGACGCAACGUAAACUUUGUGUCCAAACUAAUUAGUAGACAGAUACAUGGAAGGUUUACAAAUCAUCCUCGAAGCAAGACUGAACCCUUUUUUAGAGAUGUAUAUUGCAAUUGUCGAUUUAAAUUAGAUCAUAUUAUUCCCAAGGGAGUACUGAACCAUAUUUUUAUGGGAUUCUCCCUGUGUGGAAAAUUCUUCUUUAGUUAUUCUGGAACACCAAGUGACAGUGAAACAACGGGCCCUAUGAAUUUAUUUCCAACUGUAGAAUAUGAAGUAUUUAUUUGGAGCUUUGUACCUGGACAGAAAUUGAGGUUGAUUUCCAAACAUCGAAUCUUUAAGCUUUUCAAAAGUGUAGGAGAAUUAAGGAAAGUUAGUUUUAUGCAAUUUCCUUCGGAUCCAUGUAAAUUAAUUUGCUAUGGAACAGGGUCUCAAACACCAGAAAUGGCGUUCCUUACCAUUUUAACUUUACCAUUCCCAAAAAAUUGUAGAAACUGCAAAGAGAAUUUGUCCUUAGGCAGAGACUGUCCUUCCCAUGUGACAGAAGGCUGGUGCUUGAAGCAUGGUUUUAUCCUACACUACAUGUUUUCUUUGGCUCAUCCAAGCCCUCCUUUUGAUCCACACAUUUCCCUGGCUUAUCCUGACCACAUAGUUAUAAACACAGGCCAUUAUGUCCAUAUUUUAAACGUCUCGACAUAUAAACCCCCGCAACGUACAGUAAUGUCUUUUAAUAACGAGAAAUUCGAAGAAAACAAGAUGACUCCACAUACAAACCUGUCUAGUAGUUUUCCGGAUACACUCAGCGAUCUGUCGGAGUCGCCGAGCGAACUAUUUUCUAAUCAUAGCAUUGUGGAUAUGAUUUUGGAAGAUUUUAGCGAAUACGACUUAGAAGAUUCAUUAAAUAAGUCUCACACUGGACUGCUUAUCAUCGACUCAAAGACUAAUGCCGAUAAACCAAGAUGGAUUAAAAAGGUUGUGAGAAGGUAUAGCAGCGUGGAUUUUGAAAACAGUUCCCUCGUUUCGGGACAAAGCAGAGAUGAUUACAAUAUUCCUAUCGAGAUACCUCUUCUAGUUCAGACAUUAACUGAACAACACUUGGACGUUGUACCUGAAUUUAAAAGUGAUCAAAUAACCGAAACUCAGUUGAUCGUCACGCAAAGGACAUUCGAUUGUGAACAAUUUGUUCAAGGGCGAGCGCAAAAACUUUGUAUUGACGCCCAACUUGAAUUUUCGCAUUGUGAAGACUACGACGUGAGAAUUGUGCACAUAUGCCCUCUAAACGGUCAUAUAGUUUGUAAAGCACUGAUAAAAAUAGGAGCAAUACAAACGUCGGAAAGCUGCGGAAAACCUCGCUUGUACUUAUCGAAUUGCCUUUUCUCAUGGAACAUCUCAUCUGACUCUUUCGAUAUAAUUGAGUCAGUGGAACACUCGAAACUUCAACCAUCUACAAAGAAAAUCAACUUGCCAGAACUCGUGAUUCCUAACAUAGUUCAUAAAAAGGUGCACAUAAUGGACCACUUGAAUACAUCCAAAUGCAGUCUCAGGGAUUACAAUAAUUGUUUUGAAAUAUGCAUGGACAAUAAGUUCUUCUGUAAGUAUUUUAUAAUUGUCUUCUAUAUACAGAAAGACCAAUAUUUGGAUUCUGCUUGA
Messenger RNA from Agrilus planipennis (emerald ash borer), 1816 nucleotides. Its product is annotated as DDB1- and CUL4-associated factor 15. The record is from RefSeq and is a predicted model, not a curated record. NCBI's taxonomy places the organism in Eukaryota, Metazoa, Arthropoda, Insecta, Coleoptera, Buprestidae. Gene Ontology annotation, biological process: protein ubiquitination. The transcript is spliced from 8 exons. Gene Ontology annotation, cellular component: Cul4-RING E3 ubiquitin ligase complex. The coding region runs from base 44 to 1816 and encodes 590 amino acids.